UUUACGAUUCUAUUUCUUAAUGUGCAGGCUUUCCCCUGGCAUAGAAGAGUUAGUCCAGAAGUUAAAGGCUAAUGGCAUUGCUGUUUAUCUUGUCUCUGGUGGCUUCCGUCAAAUGAUCAAUCCUGUUGCAUCAAUACUUGGAAUUCCAGAAAGCCAUAUUUUUGCCAAUAACCUACUUUUUAAGAGCUCUGGAGAGUUUCUGGGGUUCGAUACAAGAGAGCCUACUUCAAGGAGUGGAGGAAAAGCUGUUGCUGUCCAACAGAUCAAGAAGGCUCAUGGUUUCAAAACUUUAACCAUGGUGGGGGAUGGUGCUACUGAUAUGGAGGCUCGUCAACCAGGUGGUGCUGACUUGUUCAUUUGCUAUGCUGGUGUUCAACUUCGAGAAUCUGUUGCUGUGAAAGCUGAUUGGCUAGUUUUCAAUUUUAAAGACCUUAUAAAUUUGUUGGGGUAAUUUUUCCUUUUUCUUUUUUCUUUUUUGUUUUCAUUUGUUUUCUUCUGAGCCGGCGUGAGAAGUUUCCAAUAUGAAGAGGAUUGGGAUGUUGUCACCAUCUCACUGUUUGAAAUUUUUAGACUUUAUUUAAUGCAUAACAUAUAUUUGGCUAUGGUAUUAUUCUCUGUAGUUGCUUUUCAGCUGCAGACCUUUAGGAUUACAAUAGAGUGAGAAAUCGAAUAAAAAAACAUUUGGUGUCUUUUC
Molecule: messenger RNA, 694 nt
Organism: Vigna umbellata (rice bean)
Lineage: Eukaryota; Viridiplantae; Streptophyta; Magnoliopsida; Fabales; Fabaceae
Source: RefSeq, a predicted model, not a curated record